AAAAAGAGAAUGUUUUUUCGGCGCUAUAUAUAAAGAUGGGUUGACAGGUGUUCCCGGGCUCCCAAGAACAGGUGGGGGGAGGGGUCAACUGGAAUACUAUACCGGCACCGAAAUCUUUAGCUGCACCGCGAGCAUGACCGAAGUGGAUCCCGAGCCGGUGGUCCAAGCGGAGCCGGCACCGGAGGCCCCAAAACCGGCGGUGGCCCGGAACCAGGCGGACAAAAAAGUGCUUGCCACCCAAGUGCAGGGGACCGUGAAAUGGUUUAACGUGCGGAACGGCUACGGCUUCAUCAACAGGAAUGAUACGAAGGAAGAUGUCUUUGUUCAUCAGACCGCCAUAAAGAGGAACAAUCCGCGGAAGUUUCUCCGCAGCGUUGGGGACGGCGAGACGGUGGAGUUCGAUGUGGUGGAAGGAGAGAAGGGUGCGGAGGCGGCUAACGUGACCGGGCCGGGGGGUGUCCCGGUGAAAGGAAGCAGAUUCGCACCCAAUAGAAGACGGUUUCGGCGGCGCUUCUAUCGGCCACGGACGGACACCGCAGGAGAGUCUGGGGGCGAGGGGGUGACUGGCGAGCAGGUGAGCGAGGGCGAGCGGGCAGAAGCCUCGCCCCAGGACAGACCCCCCCAGCGCAGACGCCCGCCCCCGUUUUUCUUCCGGCGGAGGUUCGGCAGAGGACAGCGGGGUCCAGCUCAGCAGGACCAGACUGCAGAGGACGCGAGCCAAGCGGAAGCCAAAGACUCGGCGCCGGCGACUGCCCAGCCAGGGGAUGACCAGCAGAGGGCGACACCCCGCAGGUUCCGGCCGAGGUUUCGCAGACCACUUCGCCCUCGGCCCCCACCCCAGCAGGCCACGGAAGGGGGCGACGGGGAGAGCAAGCCUGCCUCGGACGAUGCGACCCGUCCAGAGCCCCAGCGACAACGCAACCGCCCGUACUUCCAGCGCCGCAGGCGGCAGACCUCCGCCCCACAGCCAGGCUCGGCCCCGGGCGAUGAAAAGAGCCAAACAGAGCCCAGUGAAGGUCCGACAGAAAGUGGCCCCCCGAUGCCCCCUGCUGCCCCCGCAGAGGCUGAUGGAGCGCACACUGAGACUCCUGCCCCAGAGGCUGGGGUGUCGGAUUCCCCGGCUACUGAGUGACCCCGUCAUUGGCACGUGGCGUGUGGCGCAGGUGUCGGAUCCGUUUUAUAACCACACGGGAUUGAGUGGAUCACGGCGAUAAAUCACUUUAUGAGGUGGGGCCCCGGGCCCCGUCACCGUGUGCUGCCUUAUUUGCACUAUUUUGGAGAUUUGGGGUUUGUUUUAUGGCACAGUCCGGUGUGACAGUAAACAUCUAAUGGCAA
Molecule: messenger RNA, 1335 nt
Organism: Spea bombifrons (plains spadefoot toad)
Lineage: Eukaryota; Metazoa; Chordata; Amphibia; Anura; Pelobatidae
Gene: YBX2
Product: Y-box binding protein 2
Exons: 10
Coding region: 134-1132 (332 amino acids)
Biological process (GO): regulation of gene expression
Cellular component (GO): nucleus
Molecular function (GO): nucleic acid binding
Source: RefSeq, a predicted model, not a curated record